GAGCUCGUGUUUCCGGCCGGCCGGUUAAGGCUGUUGCACUGACUGGAAGUAGCACAUGUUCACGAUGUACCGGGAGCAAAACUAUUGGGACUCUCGUUACAAGGAGGAGCACGAUCAGACGGAGAAAUAUGACUGGUUUGGGAGUUACCGGGAUUUCCGUGACCUUGUCAGACGGCACAUUAAACCGGGGACACGUGGACUAGUACUGGGUUGUGGCACUAGCUCUCUAAGUGUGGAUCUGCACAGAGAUGGAGUGGACCCAAUCGUUAGUAUUGAUUACUCUCCUGUUUGCAUCAAGGAGAUGGAGGAGAAGCAUGCUGGCAUACCUGACAUGACAUGGCUGGUGAUGGAUGCACGACAGCUGGAGUUUCCUGAUGCAAGUUUUGAUUUUAUCAUUGAGAAGGGGACGCUGGAUGCCAUGAUGGUGGGAGAGAGGGAUCCUUGGAGAGUUACCCCAGAGACAGUCGCUGUCAUAGAUAAAGUGUUGAGUGAGGUUAGUCGAGUACUUACCCCAACUGGAUGCUUUAUCUCAGUCACCUUCUCUCCCCCUCAUUUCCGCACACGCCAUUAUGCACAACCAGAAUAUGACUGGUCUGUGUCCUGUGACACAUAUGGCAGAGACUUCCACUAUUUUCUGUAUACCAUGCGCAAGGGGAAGGAACUUACUGUGCGUGACCAGGAGAGGGGGUUGAGUCUACAUGCGCCAUACAUUGGUCCAGAGACACUACCAACACUUGCUGAGACUGAUGAUGAGGAAUUCCUGUAUAACAUUCAUAUUUAACUGUGGAAUGAGAGCUUAUGAAGAUUUUAUUGAGAAAACUAUUUUACUUGGAUGAAGAGUUAACCAAUAUCAAAAUCAAUACUGAGAUUGAUUUUACUACUAAUAUACUGAGAUAUCCUUGUGAUACUUUUUGACUACUUGUCAGAUUCAGGCACAUAAACAAUCAUUGUUGCUCUCUCUGAAGUUUAU
Molecule: messenger RNA, 970 nt
Organism: Pelobates fuscus (common spadefoot toad)
Lineage: Eukaryota; Metazoa; Chordata; Amphibia; Anura; Pelobatidae
Gene: EEF1AKMT4
Product: EEF1A lysine methyltransferase 4
Exons: 3
Coding region: 56-781 (241 amino acids)
Source: RefSeq, a predicted model, not a curated record